GGUGUGCACCGAGCUGACUAGUAUGUUAGACGCUAGGCCUCUCGACCGGCGCUGGCGUUUUUAGGGCCUGUGCUCGGGCCGACGUGGCCGUGACGCUGCAUUGACGUGAUCUAGGGAGCGUCAACAGCCCAGCAACGGCCGCGGACACUCAAUUUCUACGCAGGAACCCUGGCAACGCCCUGAAAACGCGACAACGUAUUUGAAACCAGUGCGGACGCCGGCGCCGUGAGCGCCGCAGCCAGGAUUCAAAGAACGCCAGCGCACGACGCACGACAGUCCUCGUCGACGCCAGCGCGCACGACGCAGAAAUGGCCCAGUUCACCCUCGACCCCGAGGCGUUAGCGGGCAAGUACGAAGCGCUACGGGAGGAUGUGCAGGGCGACCGCGACGUCAUGCACAAGCGCAUAGCCACGCUCGAAGAGCUGAAUAAGGAGGCCCACCGCAAGUACGCCGAGCUCCAGAAGAAGGCUCAUGAAUUACAACAGCAGGUCGUCUUCGCGAAGGCUGGUGUUCCUACAUCCAGUAAAGGCAUUCCGAUGAUGACCGCGACGAAAGCCCCCCUCCAGAACGUCGAGAACGUCCCGUCCGGCGAAAAUAUCCCAUCGUUGAAGCGGGAGACCCUCGCGUCGCCGUCUUCGGAAGCGAUGCAGCAGACGGUCCACGUCCUGGCGGAGACCGAGGUCGCGCUCCAGGAGGCGCGCCAGGAGCACGAAUUGUCCACCCAAGCUCAUCAGUUGGAAGUCGAUAAUUUGCUCGAUGCCCUGGAAAAGAAGGAUAGGGAGCUGCGGGAACAGGAUGUCAGGAUUGAAACGUUGCUGGCUUUCGUGCCGGACAAGGACGUGGCCAUGGUCUUCGACGGCUCGGAUAAGCCGCCCACCGUGCAUGAUCUCGAUGCGGAUCUCGAUGCGAUUGCGGAUGGUACCGUAUCACCGAGACACGUGGGUAGACCAGUGAUAGUAGCGCGGUUCCCGCAGAAGAGCGCGGAGCCGUCGUCGAUGGAUAUUCGGGGCGGUCGCGGUGAAAUGAUAGAGGCGCCUGAUGAAGCCAUCGCGAACGCGCCGCAUAAACCGCGGCCGCGGGCCGAAAAAGAGUGGCGCGCGGCAGCUGAAAGAAGGCGGAAGGAAGCCGCGGCGCAGGAGGCGCCGGAACGCGCCCAGGAGUCUGCCGUAGAGGAAACGAAGGAGGUCGUCAAGCAGGAAACUACAAGGGAGGUGGUCAAGGAGGACGCGACUGUGACUCGUGAGGAGGCGCCGACGCAACAAGCGCCUCCUACGAAGCAAGAACCGACGAAGAAGAAGACGGCGUCGCGGUGGGGCGGCGCGGUCAAACAGAUCGCCGAGAACCGAAGAAAAGCUAUCGAGGCCGCGCACGAAGAUGCGCUGAGAAAGCGCGACAAGCAGCUCGAGGAGCUUCGUGGGGAAAUUGAGAAACUGACGGAGGACAAUAAAGCGAAGGACGAGCGGUUGUAUGCUGCGGCUCGGGACGUGGUCGAUGCCAAACGCGAGUCGGUCGACGCGCGCGCUCGGCUCGGACGGGCGGAACUAGAUCUAGCGGUAGCUCAUCGAGCAACUCGAAGCGAGUCGGUGAAUCUGAGGCAGAGGUACGAAAGGGAAGCCCAGCAGGCUCGAUUGGCUCUGCAGGCGGAGAUUCGGGGAGCUACCGUGGAGAUACGGGAAGAUAGAGAUGCUGCUUUGAAACGGUUAGAACAUGUUGAGAGUUUACUAAAGGCGCAGGGCGGGUCCGAGAACAAACAGUUAGUAGCGACGAAGCGGGCCAACAAGGUGCUGAUGAAGCGCGUCGAGAACGUCAACAUGUUGCGGAAGAAAGAAAAGGCGGGGUUUGCACAGGCUUCUGCGGAGCUCAAGAAGGAGAUCGAGAAACUGCAGAAGGCCCUCAAGAAGGCUACCCAACCGCAGAAGGAGAACAAUCCUCAGGCGGUCCUGAAGGCGCGGAGGAAGAGCAAGGCGCUCGAGGAGGCGCGGAAGUACUCGUUCGCGGGGCGGCCCGAGCCGUCGCAGUGGUACCCGCGCGGUUGAGUCUAGUAGCGAGUAAUUUCGGUG
This is a messenger RNA of Pelagomonas calceolata, 2060 nucleotides long. Lineage: Eukaryota; Pelagophyceae; Pelagomonadales; Pelagomonadaceae. The record is from the annotation of a GenBank genome assembly.